GGCGCACCGCAGGAGAAGCAGCCUUCGGGGGCCGCUUGGAGGAGAUCCCCAACAGGCCAAAGGGAGGCCCCUUCCCCCGGGCUUUUAAAGAGGAUGAAUGGGGCAAUUCUGGCGCUGGGGCGGAGCCCAUGUUGGAGGUGGGUGGGGGUCUCUGUCUCCUGCUUGCUGUUAUGGCUCAGGGCCCGGGGAUCUACGAGACCACCACCUGCCACCAUAGCCUCCCACCGGCCAAUCCGCUCCCACAGAGAGGGUCUCCUCAGGGUGCCUUCGGUCAAGCAAUGUCGACUGGCGGCCCCCAGGGGGAGAGCCUUCUCGGUGGGGGCACCGGCCCUCUGGAACGAGCUCCCCCCAGGGAUACGACUGAUCCCGGACCUCCGGACUUUCUGCCAGGCCCUGAAGACUUUUCUAUUUCAGCAAGACAGGCUGGCUUCAAAGUUUUAACAGAGCUGGAGAUCCGCAGAGAGAGAGGCUCCCUGGGCCGGGAGACCAUCCUGCUCACUGUGGAAGACCCCAAAGCCCAGGUGGGCAGUGGAGGGGCUACCCUCAAUGCCCUCUUGGUGGCAGCAGAACACCUGAGUGCUCAGGCAGGUUACACGGUGGUCACUGCUGACAUCUUGCAAGAGGCCAGGAUUCUUGUCUUGCACAUGGGCCGGGACUUUCUGUUCGAUGACUGCAGCCGUGCAUUUCUCUGCCUCCCUCUCGAAGACCCUGCGGCCCCCACUGAGGCGCUUGCCUGCCACUUGGACAGGCUUCUGGCCACCUUGACAGAGCGGGUCUGCAAGGGUUCUCCCCCAGGCGUGUGGGUCUCCAGCACCGAUAUGUUUCUGACGGUCCCCGCCAUGCCGGAAAUUGACUGGCAGAGCUUCCAGGGAGUGAAAGUGGUUGCAGUGCCCGCCAGCGUCUCCUAUGCCAGGCACCAUGGCGUCUACUCUGUGGAUUCUCAGGGGGCGGUGCAAGACAUCCUCCACCAGAGCUCAGAGGAGGAGAUCCAGCGGUGCCUGGGGCCCGAUGGGAAGGUCCCCUUGGUGUGCGGGGUCGUCUUCUUCUCCUCCAGAGCAGCAGAGCAGCUUCUGGCCACCCACGUCAUCCCCCCACUCAAUGCCUGCACCUACAUGGGGCUGGACUCGGGAGCCCUGGCCCUUCAGCUGUCUCUCUUCUUUGACCUGCUCCUAUGCAUGGCCCAGGCAGUGACUGAGGAGGCCUUUGUAGCCGGACGCCGAACAGGGAUGGUGGGAGGAGAUGUCCAGAGCUCCAGGGCAGCUCGGACUGCCCGGACUGUGCUGUGGAAGACUCUCCGCACGCUGCCACUCACAAUGGCCUACCUCCCUGAUGCCACCUAUAACUACAUGACCUCAUGUGCCAGUGAGCACAUCUACCACCUCACCCCUCAGCCGAGUGAUGCCCACAGCAGGGGUUUCUGCAAGGUGGCCCAUUCCAAUGUGGAUGAGCCGCGUCUACUGGAGGAAGGUUGUUCCGUCACCAACUGCCUGCUGGGGGGUGCUGUGGUUGUGGGGCCAGGGAACGUCAUCCAGCACUGCAGCCUGGAGGGCCCCUUACACAUCCGUUCUGGCUGCCUCCUCACGGGGCUAGAUGUAGCCUCCUCUGCGACCCUCAGAAGCCACUUACUUCAGGACGUGGUCAUUCAAGGACAUGUUAUCCGGCUGAGACACAUGAGCUGCAAAGUAUUCACUCUGAGUGGACGUCAUGAUGACUGGCAGGGUACAGCGACCGAAGAGAAUGGCACCUUCUUGAAUUUGCCAUGGGCAGCCUUGUACCACCGGACUGGAAUACGGAGCCAGGACCUGUGGAGCCCGGAUGUCCCACCAGACAAGCGCUGCCUGCUGAACGCCCGUCUCUUCCCUGUGCUCUGCGUCUCGGAGCCCCUGGGCCUCGGGGGCCUCUUGUGGCUCUUGGGCUCUCCAGAGACCUGGCAGUUGCAGUCCUGGAGGAGGGCCUGGCGCAUGUCCUGGGAGGAGAUGAGGGCCUGUCUGGACCAGGAGGCGGAACUGGCCUCCCGCAGGGCCAUCUUUGUCCUACAGGCCCAGCGCAAAGUCCAGCGGGUCCUGAUGGAGCAGAAGAAUUGCAGCCUCCUGCCUCUGAUCCGCUCAGCCGUCCUGGAGGGCUUUGGGGAGGCUCUGCUGGAUACCCUGGACCAGGUGGCUGCCACCACUGAGGAUCUGGGGAUUGCUGCUCGGGCACUGGCGUGCAUCGCAGAUCUCCUGGGCUGCAUGGCCAGAGGAGAGGGGGGCUUACGGAGUGGCCCCACAGCCAACCUUGCUUGGGCCGCUGCCUUCCAGCAACUGGAGAAGGGAGACAUUGCUCAGGGUGUAAAGGCACUUGCCAUGGAGAGGAAGAAAUGGCUAAGCAGACCCAUCCUGCUGGUUCGCGCUGCCCGACACUACGAGGGGGCCGAGCAGAUCCUCAUCCGCAGGGCCAUCCUGCUCUCCUCCAAGUUCAUCGGCUUCUGGCAAGUGGAGCUGCCUGCCCUGGGCUGCUGGGUGAGAGUGGAGUGCCCUGCACGGAUUGACCUCUCCGGGGGAUGGAGUGAUACCCCUCCAAUCACGUAUGAACACGGUGGAGCAGUGGUGGAUGUGGCUGUCCUGGUAGACGGCUGCAGGCCUAUUGGUGCCCAGGCACGACGCAUUGCCAAACCAGAAUUGCAACUGAUCAGCACCAGUGGAAGUCUGGAGGGAGAGGUGGUGGUGGAAUUGGUCUGCCGCGACCUAGAGGAUCUGAGGGAUUACUGCCAGCCUCAUAUGCCAGGAGCCUUGCUCAAAGCAGCCUUGGUUUGCACUCACAUUGUUAGUCUCCUGUCCCCCCAAACCUUGCGAGAGCAGCUGCAGGAACGUUUCGGAGGUGGCUUUGAGCUUCACACCUGGUCUCAUCUGCCCCAUGGAUCGGGCUUGGGGACAAGCAGCAUCCUGGCAGGCGCAGUGAUCGCAUCGCUCUAUCGCGUAUCUGGGCGCUGCGCUGGUGUAGAGUCCCUCAUUCAUGCGGUGCUGCACUUGGAACAGGUUUUGACCACAGGUGGUGGAUGGCAAGACCAGGUGGGCGGGCUGGUUCCAGGGCUUAAGAUUGGGCGCUCGAAAGCCCAGCUGCCACUGAAGAUCGAAGUGGAAGAGAUCACCCCACCGGAAGGCUUCAUCCACACCUUGAACCAGCACCUGCUCUUGCUGUACACGGGGAAGACCCGCCUUGCUCGCAACUUGCUCCAGCAGGCCAUGAAGGACAACUUGGAAGAAAACUUUGGUUUUUACAAUAGACAUGGUUUUAUAAAGGUGUGGAGCUUUUGGUCAGAAUUUUCUAAUAAUCCUUUGGCCAGAGUCUGGAUUUUUAAAAAAUAGCACCGGAGUGCCAGAAUAAGACAUUUUACAUCCCGACUUCCGGGGUACCGUCAUGCUGGUGCAGUGCAAGGAAUUGGAAUCUCCACUUCUCCUGCCCGAUUUUCCAUGUCUGGAAGCCGAUAACGGCAACACCGAACCUUGAAGAGGACAGCAAACGAAAGGGGAUAGCCCAGAGGUGGUGGAGUGAAAGGCAAUCCUCCACCAAGGAGGGUGGAGCCCCCUGAAUCCAGAGUGGAAGAGACCGGCUGUCAGAGCCAGGUCCGGAGACAUGGCGACCCAAAUGAAAAAUGAGGAAGCAGAAUAGUGAGAAGCAACAAGAAGCAUCAGUGAGAAGAGUUUUACAAGAGGCAAAAUAUCUGAAGUGUCUCAAUGAAACUGUAGAGGUGGCAGACGGGGGGGAAAAAGUGAGUCUCUAAAGAGGAAAAAAGCGGCUCCUUAGCAGUGGGAGUGGAAGAAAGAUUGGUGGAGAGUGCAAGUGAUUUACGAGCGGUGCUGAGAGAGAUAGGAUAGUGGAUUGUGGAUUGGAUUGAUGAGAAAAUCACAAAGAAAAACUGGAACUGGGAUUGUGACUGUGACUGUGAGGAGGUACUGAGGGUGUGUGUAGGUGGUGAACAGGUCGGAGAAAAAAGAAAGUAAAGAAUAGCCUUUGGAGAUAGAGAUGGAGGAAGUGACAGUGACUAGACAAAUCGAAAGCUGCCAUCUUUAAGUUUGGAGAACAGGAGGAGAAAAAAAAUGAACUGUGAAAGAGUGAAGAAGAAAGAACAUUGAUUUACAGAAGGAAGACUUAUUGACUGGAGAUAUUAAAUCAACCAAUAUACUGACUGGUAAAGGAUUACCAUAUAUUUGUAUGAGAUUGGAAAUUUAUAGUUAAUCCAAUUUUUUCUUUAUGUAACUCUGGAACUUGUUAGCUAAGAUUUAAUAUAGAUAAUACUAAAUAUUGUUAUAUAAUUUUUACUAUAUGUGAUUCCCCUCCCUUCUUCAACAUUUGAUGAUCCACCCUAAUGUCUUAACUUUUCUUUCCUUUUCUUCUAGAUAUUGUGUAAUAAUUUAAUUAAUUCAAUAAUAGGAAAUACAUCUAUUUUCUCAUUGUA
Molecule: messenger RNA, 4435 nt
Organism: Pantherophis guttatus
Lineage: Eukaryota; Metazoa; Chordata; Lepidosauria; Squamata; Colubridae
Source: RefSeq, a predicted model, not a curated record